UCGAUUAGUCACGUCUUUGCGUCUUAUUUUGUUUCAAUGGACGCCUUUGACUUGUUUAGAAAGCUUGGGUCUGGAGCAAAGUUUGAUCUGAAAAGGUUCGCUAAAGAUGCAGAGCGGUUUAAGGUAGUGAAGUCUCAGAGCAAGGACAGCUCAAAUCAGCUGGCUGGAGUCAGCUUUUUUGGCAAAGAGACACAAGAGAACACAUCUCUGGAGUCCAGACUAAGUGAAGAUGAUGGUGAAGAAGAGAAAGAAGGGAGUGAUGAAGAGCAGGCCUCUGGUAAACGGACUAAAGUGGAUGAGCCAUUGAAGACAGCACUGAAGAAAAAGAAAGGAGCUAAGAAAAAAUCCGAAGAUGCAGAGCCUGAGAAGAGUGAGGGAGAGGGGAUCCAAUGGAUGUCAUCGCAAGACAAGGUGAAAGACCCCAAGAAGGAGUCUAAAGACAAGCCCUCCUUGAAAAGACUAAAGCAGCUUCAUCAGGAGAAGGUACAAAGAGUUGUUAUUGCUUUUUACACCACUUUUUGA
Molecule: messenger RNA, 522 nt
Organism: Sinocyclocheilus rhinocerous
Lineage: Eukaryota; Metazoa; Chordata; Actinopteri; Cypriniformes; Cyprinidae
Product: probable ATP-dependent RNA helicase DDX52
Exons: 3
Coding region: 37-522 (161 amino acids)
Source: RefSeq, a predicted model, not a curated record